Chaetomium fimeti is the source of this 1302-nucleotide messenger RNA. Its product is annotated as phosphoenolpyruvate phosphomutase-domain-containing protein. NCBI's taxonomy places the organism in Eukaryota, Fungi, Ascomycota, Sordariomycetes, Sordariales, Chaetomiaceae. The record is from RefSeq and is a predicted model, not a curated record. Gene Ontology annotation, molecular function: catalytic activity. The coding region runs from base 203 to 1003 and encodes 266 amino acids. The transcript has a single exon.
CGACGGGUUCACACGGUUUCUCCGAGAAGCAAGGGAAGUAUAAAGUUAGCCGCCAACGACGAACGAAGAGAAACAGCCUUCCUUGAUUUCCUUAUAUUUUAGCCCACUAAGAACUUAUAGACCACCCUGUCCAUCUCAACCACCAUUAGCACUCUCUCAACCACCAUUAGCACUCCCACUUCACAACAUCAACCCCCUCACCAUGACCACCCCUUCCAUCACGGCCCUCGCGGCCCAAGCCAAGACCUUCAAAGCCCUCCACGUCCCCGGCAACCCCCUCCUCCUCGCCAACGUAUACGACGCCACCUCAGCUCGUAUCGUGGGCUCCCUUCCAGGAUGCCGCGCCUUAGCAUCCGCAAGCUAUGCUCUCGCCAAAACCAUCGGGGUGGAAGACGACGAGCUCACGCUGGAGCAGAACUUUGCGCUGCUCAAGCCCAUCGCCGCCGUGGCGCACGAGUUGAAUCUGCCCUUCACCAUCGACAUCCAGGACGGCUACGGCGACCGGCUGGAGGAGGUCAUCCGCCGCGCCAUCACUGAGCUGGGCGCCGUGGGCGUUAACCUAGAGGACUCGUUCCUCCGCACCGGGAAGAUGAUGGACGAGGCCGAGGCGCUGGAGAGGGUCCGGCGGGCCCUCAAGGUUGCGGUUGAGGUGGGCGUGCCGGACUUUGUGGUCAACGCCAGGUCGGAUACUUUCCUCAAGGGCGGGGAGUUGGACGUGUCGAUCGAGCGGGGAAAGAAGUUUUUGGACGCGGGGGCGACGACGGUCUACGUCUUUUGGCCCCCGGUCAAGGAGAUGGUCGAGGCUGAUGUGAAGCGCGUGAUUGACGAGCUGGACGGGAGGACCAACAUCCAGCCGCGCAAGGUCUCUCCGGUGCAGACCAAGGCGUUGACCAGCGCCGACCUUGCCAAAUUAGGCACAGCGAGAGUGAGCGUUGGGCCAGGGUUGUAUCUCGCUGCUGCGAAGCUGCUCUCGGCGGCAGCAAACGAGGUGUUUGCCGUUUGAUUCAGGGGUGAAUGUCGAUGGUGGUAAAUCAAAAUCAGCAAAAGAGAAUCAUACCUCUCCCAUCAAACCACGUCUAACUCGGCUCGUAACGCCUAUGUCCAUACUUAUUGGGACUCCCACAGCAAACAGGUGGGGAGCAACCACGCCGCCCAGCGGCGUUGCCGGUAUGACUCGCUACAUCGACAGAUGUGGGAAACAAAAAGGGGGCCAGCCAGGGUUCGAACCUGGGACCACUUGCAGAAAGGAAUCUUAUCCCAAAGCAAGUAUGCUAACCACUGCACCACAGGCCCGAGUUGCUG